Molecule: messenger RNA, 1964 nt
Organism: Blastomyces gilchristii SLH14081
Lineage: Eukaryota; Fungi; Ascomycota; Eurotiomycetes; Onygenales; Ajellomycetaceae
Product: transcription factor
Exons: 3
Coding region: 504-971 (155 amino acids)
Cellular component (GO): nucleus
Molecular function (GO): DNA binding
Source: RefSeq, a predicted model, not a curated record
UUACUCCCGUAACAUGUUCUCCAGGGUCCUUUGCGGGCUCUGUACAGACUGUACUCCGUAUGAAACCAGCUAGUUACCAGGAGAUGUUAACCGCCUCAAGACGAUACGAUACUGUAGGGCAAAACGUCGCCACCUCACCUGAAGAGUCAAAGUCUGUCCCCCCGUGUUUGGUAAUGUAAAGCAUCUUACGCCUUUCUCGAUUGAGGCUAGCGCAGAAACUCUUACUCAGCUUCUCGAGGCUUCUUUUGCCAUCCCCCAAGAUCAAUAUCAAUAUCAACCUUCAACCUGCGUCUUUGUUUGUCUGUCCAACUCCAUCCUUUUCGCCUUGUAUACCCUCUCUCCUGUUUCUGCCAUAGCGAAACUCCAUCCCUUUAGUAGCUUCCACUCGUUGCUAUUUCUGUUUACGGAAUCCUUUUUUUUUUUUUUUUUUUUUAAAUCGAUAACUAGCUGCUACAAGCGCAACUUCUCUUCUCACAUUACAAACCUCCAUCUACCAAUAUAAUAUGUCUGAAGACUGGGACUCCGUCACCCGUAUUGGAAGCAGAGCCCGCGGUGGAGGCGGCGGUGUCCGGGAGACAGUUGUCAGAGGGCGGUCUGCGUUGAACGCGGCAGCCCGAUCCGGUGCCAUCAUCGGGACAGAGAAGAAAUAUGCUACUGGGAAUGCCGCAUCCAAACCCCGCGUAGAAGGACAACAUCUCACCAAAGUCGACCGAAGUGAUGACAUUAUCCCCCUGCAAUCCGUCGGCGAAGAGGUCGGGAAGGCCAUCAUGCGCCGCCGCAACGAAGAGGGCUUCAAAAUGACACAGAGGGAGCUCGCUGCCAAAUGCAACACAACACCGGCCAUCAUAGCUGACCUGGAACAGAACAAGAAGGGCGCGGAUAAAAAGAUCCUACCGCGGAUCGAGAACGUGCUUAAUAUCAAGCUCACUGGGCGUGAUAUUGGGAAGGAAAAGUUUCCGAAGAGGAAAUGAGGGAUUACUGGAGGGUGAGGCUCUGGGUUCCAUUUUUUUCAAAUGAAGUUUCUCCUUUUGGGCUCUUUUUUUGGUAGGGACGGGAAAGGGAAAAAUGUUAUACGUGCUGUGAAGGAAAUGUUUUAUUUGGGAUUUUUUGAAUUGGGGUUCCAUUUUUUUUUUUUUUUUUUUUUUUUUUUUCCGUCUUUGCCGCUCUCUUUUAGCUUGCACUUAUGAUGAUAUACACGGGGCGUGGGCUGGAUUUCGGAGAUGUUAGAAAGAAUGGGAAAUAUGACAAAAAAAAUUCAACGAUGGUUUAUGACCAUAUUCCCCCUUUAUCUUCUCUAUACAAAGUUAAUAAUCCAUGUUAGAGAGCGUUCUUCGAUCUUUCUAUAUACUUCUCAAAUCAGAUGGGGAAAAAAAAGGAAUAGACGCUUGAGGAUAUAGAGGUAUAAAACGGUAAAAUCAAAGCGGUAUGAAUCAGUUUCAGUAAGCACCAGCGAUAUCUCCCUUCUGUAGAGAGAGCGUUUUUGAAACAGGUGCCACAUUCUGCCAAAAUCAUAAGGAAAACAUAUCCGCCACUCCUGUAAGAUCUGGUCCACUGUUGAUAUCAACUUUCCCUCCUUCCUGCACAUCCAUUUCCGUCGUAUAACGUUCCUGGAGCGCGGAUUUGGGUUUCCUCCGCGCUGGUGGGGGACCAGCAAUGCGCCCCUGCUCGCUAAUGCUCACGCCCCGUAAACCCUCUAAUAAGUCAAGAACUAGAGCUCUUUGUUGGCGGCCGGACCUAGACUCUCUGAGCGCGGCAUAUGUAGCCGCAACUUUGCUCUUCGGCAUAUCUGGCAGGCUUUCUAUGAUCUUAGUAGGUGUAUCGCUGGUGGGGCCAUACGCUAUCCAAAUGGAAGCGAUAAGUUGCGCCAGCUCCUUUUGCAUGUCGACGAAAUAGGGCUCGUGGACGGACGUGAUACAUGCUUUUAGGAUAUCUGUGCUGAUGAACUCGCGGAUACUUUUCGCAGU